AAAACACAGUUUAGUGUAGACUCCCCGAGGUUUCGGUUGUAUCGAUAGUAGUUGUAGUGCGUGUGAGCGAGUCGCAAAGCCGUCGGUGUUUUGGUCAUUACUGCUGCUGGAUUGAAAGAAAAGAUAGAUAUUAUUGUGCAUUAAUUUUUUGCUCAGCCAAUGCUUGGCUUUUGCAAAUUGCCAAUUGCAAAAAGUUUAAAGAGGUGUGUGUGUGUGUGUAUUUGCGAAAAAAUCACGUUUUGAAGCGGUCGAUUAAACUGCGAUCAAAGCGUGACACCGUUCGUGUUCAGCUGGGCUCCAUUGGCAUUGUUGUUGUUGUUUUAGAGAUGAAAUAAAAUACAUACAGCAAAAACAAUUCAGUAUUAUUUAACAAAGAAAUAUAUAAAAAAAUUCCGGGUCGAAAUUUAAACCAAAUCCGCAUUCGAAUAGAAAACAAUCAAAUUAUUCAACAAAAUAAAAAAAAAACAAAAACAUUUUAAACAUGUCUCAAAAAGCUGCCACAAGUGCAGCCUCUUCAGCGAGCCUACGGCUGAGGCCACUCAUGACAAUGUUGCUCUUAAUAAUGCUGAGCGCUUUCUGUGCCAAUGUAGCGAAUUGCAGUCCAAUUGUGGACGAGCCAUCUGAAAGUCAGCGCUUGGCGAAGGCGUUGAAAAUACCAAAUUCGGCGGAGACGCGCGAACAUAGGCGACGCUUGGCCUGCCGCCGCGCUUGCUGGGCUAAGUUCGUUCCAGAGAAUGCAGAUUGCCUGAAGGACACCACUUGUUAUAAGUGCUACAUGAAUUGUGCAUUACCACCUUCCACCGUUGCUGCAACUACAACAAAUGUUGCGCCUACAACAGUAACGCCAGUCACCGAGAGGCCGCUUCAACAUCAAUACAAAGAACAGUCACAGCCAUCGUCAAAAAUAAAUAAAUCCAUUCAGGAGACUUGGUCCUUGCAUACAGUUUCCAUGUUGCAACAGGAUUCAUUAGUGCUCGUCGAUAUUGCCUGGGAAGCGUUGAAUAUGCCCAAUCAGUGUUUGAUUAGCUGGGAGGUUUCCGGCGGCGGCUUAAUGGGCAACCUCUUGACGGAGUCAUCGAAUGUACAGCUAUCGCUAUGGCCGGACACCAAAUAUCGCGUAAAAGUCACCUGCAAAAAUAAGCUCACCGGUUUCAUGUCGCGUUCUCUGCCACUGAGCAUUGACACCUCCGAAGCAGUGAAUGCCCACGAUAAUUCUGCUCAACACAAAACACAAUCGCCCAACGUCGACGCUACUUCAACUUCCACAACAACUGUCGGCAGCAAACUCUUCAACCACGAGCAACAACUACCACACGAAGUCAACAACAAUGCACCUGAACACCCUAACAGGGACGAUGAUUCUGCUGUUGCCUCUCACUCCCAGGGUUAUGUUGCCGAAGUGGACAAUGCUGCGGUGCUUCCGUACGACGAACACGACGACGACCAAGAUCAGUCGGCGGAGACUCUGAAUCAGCACACAAAUUUCAUUUUCAAUUGGCACUCCAAGAACAGCGACAUCAGCGCCAUCGAACCACUACAGAAGCCUGACAUAAAUGUACUAACCAUUGCCACGCUCUCCGAUUUGCAGAAGCCGUUGCUCUUUGGGCUGAUCGCAGGUACUUUCAUGAUCACCUUGGUGCUGAUCGCGUACAGGUGCUCGGUGGCACAGCAGCGUUUGACCGACAAGGACAUGCUCAUAAGCGAUGGCGAUGGCUUGCAUGCAGUUGUAGUGUCCUUGCCGCCCGCUGCCGUGCUAGCUGCGCGCGCUAACAACAAAGUGGCGACACGAAAAGCCACGGAAGCCGCUCGGAACGCCUGUGGCGCUGGGGCGCAAGGUGCGACGUCACUGGCAUAUCAGCGCGGCAGCGAUGAAGAGGGUGAGGAGCAGUACGAGCGCGGCGUGGAGGAAGUGUGUAGCAAUCCGGCGAUUUGCUCGAGAAACGCGCUCAAAGUGUAAGUGAAUGUAGGCGAGUACGAGGCGAGUACGAAACGUGUGGGCGCGCCGGUCAGUCAGCAAAAAAGGGGUGCUGGGGCGUAUGAGUAACAAAAUGAAUUGAUUGAGAUUAAAACAGGAAUUAAGUUACACACACUAAACGGAAUGCGGAUAAAUGCAUUUGAGAAGGAGGGAAAAAAAUAUUACCUUUAGCAAAGUAAGCAGCAUUAAUGUAAGGCUACAACUAAUAUGUAAAUUAAGCUACAGACGGCAAUUAGGCGGCAAACUAAUCAUUUAUGAUUUAAAAAUAUUGUGGAUGUUCUCGUUUCAACAACUUUUCGAUAGACAUGCCUACAUUUAAGCAAACAUAAAUAUUUAGCUGUACAAACAAACAAACAAAUAUUUAGUAUAAAUAUGAGUGCACUUGCACCCGAAAACAUACAUAUAUUAACAUUUAGGCUACAAAUCGAUAUUCAUUCUAAAUAGUCAUUCGUUGCAAAAUUAUGCGUUUGUGUGAUGCCACGUUAAAUGUGGUGGUGCCGACGGUAGUUGAGGCGCUCUCUCGAACUCAUAUACAUACGUAGAGUUUAGUAUAAUUAUUGCAUAAAAUUACAUAAUUCAUUAUUCACAGUCAGUUGAUUGCAUUCAUUUGCGUUUGAAUUUGCUACAAUUAAGCAAUUAAGCGAGUGUUCUGUUCUACGAAUGCGUAACUAGUUUGUAUGUGUGCCAGCGUGUAAUAAUUUGAAUGUGCUUGUGCAAGUUUAAUUACUAGAAAUUUCAACUGACAGCUUCUGUGUGAGGGUGUGAAUAUGGAAAAUGUGUAUAAGAUCUGAAUAGAUUUAGCUAAGUUUUGAGUGAGUUGUGCAGUUGUAGCGUGCAGAGUCGAAAGCAUUUUGUAUAAAUAAUUUUAGGGCAUUUUAAUACUCAAAUGAUAAGUAAGUAUGAAAGCAGUUGGCAGGAGCUUCCUUCCAAUGUUAAAUUCUCAGAAAAGAGUAAAAGAAGGCAAACGAAAUUUCAACAAGGCCCAUAUAAAACAAAAAGAAACAUCUGCUCUAGAUCAAUUAUGAGUGAUGGUUGAACUUAUUUCCGGCCGAUUUUUUCUAAUCAUUCAUCUUUGCGGUGACAAGGUAGAAGUCCACAAGGUCUACCGCCGCCCCAUUUUUUUUAAUCUCCUCAAUGAAGUCGUAUACCAGAUACCUACACAUGUAUGUAGCUAAAAUUUCUGAGAUUGAAAAAAACGUAAGUUUUGCUCACCUGCAGACCCUCAUGGACUCCAAGUUAUCGCUGAGCUUAAUACUCACACAUUUCCAAAGGCACUUCUAUGGCUGAAAAUAGGAGUAAUAACACUAGAUGCGGAUCAGGGAAUAGGUUUCCUUAACCCUAAUGCGAUAAGGUUAGAUAUCUCUGUAACAAUUACUCCAGUGCAACCAGGCACCCAAAAGAAGCAAGAUUAAUAUACCUACGAACAUAAUUUCAAAGCUUGCAAUGCUCGCUUAGCCUGAAAAAUGGUAACGGAGUAGGCAAUGUCUUGAGUACAGCUGAGCUUUAAUUACCUCCUCAACAAAUUUCCACCACGUAGUCGAUGGCUUGGUAUGCCGUGGUAUAUUUCUCCAGAGAGAGCUGCGAAUACUUUCACCGUUGUUUUGGAUAUAAGCUACAGAUACUGACUUUGUGUUACUUUCGGAGACUUCAACAAAGAUCGGAGAAUGUGUAAGCCAGAGUUUAGCGAUGGCAGAAGCCCCAAGGUGUUGUAGUUAGUGGAAGUUCCAAUAUAGAACACAGCCAUAUUCCUGUAGAAAGCAGCAAACAGCCUUAAAGGACCUCAUCUUCUUUCCUUUGCACAAAAGGUCGCUUAGGGGAAAAUAUAUCCCUGAACUGAGAAUCGCUUUCAACGUGGGACUUUAGGAAAGCUUUGUGAGAGCUUAAGGUCCGUUGUUUGACCUGAAUUAUAUAAGCUUUUGAUAUGCUCAACGCCAAGAAAUACCACUUUUUCCAUUUAUCUUUGCACAAACUGCCAGCUGCUUUCAUUUCUGAAGCAUUCGACUAGCUGUUUUUUUUUUAUUUUUUACUUUAAAAGUGCAAUCGAUUAAAAACCAUAAAAAAGAAACAGAAAGUAAAAGCGAUAUUUGUAUUAAGGAUUGUGUAUCUAAGAGUAUUUAUUACGUUAGGAAUGUAGUGGUAAACUUAAUUGCUCAAUUUGUAAUUUGAUAACUGCUUUGCUUUUCAAAAUAAAUUUCGCUUCGGAUUUAAUGCUGCUUCUCUAGUGGAAAAAUAUUUUGAAAAGCAUACGGUAGUUAAACUAUUUAAAAAAAAAUAAAAAUCCCGUGACUUCCUUUCACACAAAAGCACUUUCUUCCAAGCACCAAUAUUUAUACAAUCCUCUUCCUUCCCCUCAAUAACAGUACAUCUAAAAAUUUGAAUUUUUCAAAAAAAAAAAUUUUUUUU
Molecule: messenger RNA, 4378 nt
Organism: Rhagoletis pomonella (apple maggot)
Lineage: Eukaryota; Metazoa; Arthropoda; Insecta; Diptera; Tephritidae
Exons: 5
Coding region: 482-1957 (491 amino acids)
Source: RefSeq, a predicted model, not a curated record